AUGAUAGCGCACCUUCCCUCACCCGUCCUCUCGGUCGCAGCUGAUGUCGUCAGGGACCUCGAAGGCGAGGACGCCCUGUCCGGGCUCUGGGCCUUGUUUACCAAGUGCAAAGAAUCCCUCAAGGACGGCCGGCGGCUCGAGAACAUCUCCUGGCGUCUCUGGUACCGCGAAUUAGCCGCACAGCAGACUCUUUACUCGCCAGGAAGCCUAUCGCCGCCUUUCUCUGAGAAGCAGCGGAGUCCCACUCCUAUCACGCCCGUAUCAGAGGAGGACGAGAAGGCGCACGAGCAUGGUAUGUAA
Molecule: messenger RNA, 300 nt
Organism: Rhodofomes roseus
Lineage: Eukaryota; Fungi; Basidiomycota; Agaricomycetes; Polyporales; Fomitopsidaceae
Exons: 2
Coding region: 1-300 (99 amino acids)
Biological process (GO): mitochondria-nucleus signaling pathway; regulation of nitrogen utilization; negative regulation of transcription by RNA polymerase II
Cellular component (GO): cytoplasm
Source: RefSeq, a predicted model, not a curated record